UAUAUCGAUAUGUGGCAUUCAAAAUAGUUGAGUUUUCUUUAAUGCGGUAAUAAUUAUACUACAAUAUAUUACAACUGCUUAUACUUGGCGGCUAUUCACGUAUACCCUUUAAAUAUUUAGAAAUGCAUAAUUAGUAGAAUUCCUGCUAACCGAUGUCUUUUAAAGGGGGCAUCUCUAAUGAGAAAAUUAAAAACGAAAGUCACGCAACGCAGAAAACAAAGGCCUAUCGAUAGACGUACACCCACAACCCCAAUUCCAGCCGGCAAAUUCCGGAACGUAGUCUCUGAUCAAAACGUCUAUAGAGAAAAGUUGCCAACCCGAUGGACAAGCGCGUCACAGUCCUGCUGCCCAAUGGUCGGCGGCAGAAUGUAAAUGUGACGGCGAACAUGACGCUGCUGGAGAUAAUGGAGACGGCCUGCUCCAAGCACGGCUACGAUGCGGAGGAGCACUGCCUUAAGUUCCACAACAAGGUGGUCGGAUUAACGCAGCAGUUCCGUUUCAGUGGCUUGCCUAACAACUGUGUCCUUGAGAUGGAGCAAACAGAAAAGCGACGCACACUGAGUAACGUUCUUGUCUGCGUCCAGCUGAACGACGGAUCUCGCCAACAAGCAGACUUCUCGCCCAACGACACCAUUUGGCUGGUGGUCCAGAAGCUCAGCGGGUCGCAUGUCAAUGGUUACGAAAGCCCCGUCAUCGUCUACAUGCGCAGCGAGGUUAUAGGACAAGAGCAGAUGCGCCAGACCACUCUGAAGUCCCUAGGGAUCCUCGAGGGUCGCGCCAUGAUGCGUCUUAUCGACAAAAAACCGGAGGACCUUAAGAACCAGGCAAAUGUGUACAAAGCUCCCACUGCCAAGCCUCGGGUGGACAAUGACGACCAGCCCAGCACCUCCCGCUCUGCAAUGGCAGCUGGUGGCAGCGGAGGCGGCGGUGGAUUUGCCCUUACCAGCAACAUGAUUAAGAAUUUGAAACGCACGGCUCCCGAAGAAAAUGCAAGCGGGAGUGAACCAGCCAAGCCCUCAGGUGAAUCCAAACAGGAGCAGCAGCCUCAGCCAGAAGCACCUAAAUACGACUGGGGUAGUGGUUCUGGAUACUCCAUGCACAGCCCCCCGGAGCGAAAUCAGGAUAAAAACGAAGUCGAAGAGAUUCCAGGCAGGGCUCCCCCAGUUGUGAGAGUAAUUGGACCACGCCAGGCUGUACUGUUCUCCUUGGAUGAAUCUAAGAAAAAUGCGGAUGACCUGCCCGACUCAUUUUUCGACUUGACCGUCAACGAUUUAAAGAUGGUGCUCCGCGACUUAAAGCGAACUUCGAGCGGAGAUGACGACGCUCCCUUGCUGACAGCAAAGCUGAGGGAGCUGGAGCGCCAAAAGACCAUGCUGGCUAAGCUUAACCAGUACAAGGACUGUGUGCUGCGCAUUCAGUUUCCCGAUCGCUUUGUGCUGCAGGGCAUCUUUAAGCCACACGAGCCCCUUUCCAAGGUAGAGGAGUUUGUUCGGGAGUUUUUGGUCCAGCCAGGCGACCAAUUCCAUCUCUUCACCAUUCCACCGAAGAAGGUGUUGCCCUCCGAUGAGACGCUCCUGGAGCUGAAUUUUGUCCCGAAUGCCAUCGUGCAUUUUGGGUUUCUCAAGGACUCGCUCAAUGCGGCGAGCAAUCGAUUUGUGAAGGAGCAGUAUAUGGAUCAGUUGACCUCCGAGGAGGGAGCUCAUUAUGCGGUGCAAAAAUACCGCCUUACCCGUGCGACGGCGGCGGGGUCUAGUUAAUAGAUACAUGGCUUUAAGCGAACAGUCUGCGUGAUAAUUAAUGAAUCCGCUUUAUUUCUAUAUAUAUUUUUAUUUAAAAAAAUGAAUACGUCAAAUACGGAUUGUCGUUCUUUUCUUUAAAACACGAACUAUUUAAAAGUUUUUAACUUUAAACAUUUGCAUCACUGCGACAGGGAGUAGAAAACAUUUGCGGCAGCUCGUUUAACAUCUUGAUGAGCAAUGUAUGUUUUUCACAUACAAUUUUAAGUUACUCUUAACAUAUUUAGACUCAGCUAUCAUAAUACUCAUGACUCCAGGACUGUGAAAAAUAUGCCAGCAGACCGCCGAUUCUUAGCUUUUUCAUCUGGUUUUAGGUUAUAAAAAUAUAUAAGGCUAUCAAUAAUAGGACAAGCGUAUUCCUAGUCCAACAAUAUCGCACUUUCUCAACUCAUGAGCCUUAUUAAUGUGAACUAAAAGAAAGGAAUGUUUUUAACAAGCUCAUCCUCAACCAGUAAAUGAAACAAGCGCCUAAUAACAACACAAAUCGAAUAAACCUGCAACUUAGCAUUGCUGUUUGAAAACAUAUAGACACAUAACUAGGACUGGUCAAAUAGUUAAUAUGGUUGCUUAUGGUGUAACUCAUUUAGUCAAGCUUCAUUUGGAGCACAGAAAGAAACCAGGAACUAAACCCACUUACUAUGCGAAUCUGUUAAGUUUAGUUUAAUAACCCAAGUUUAAUAAAAUUUAAAAUAAAGCUA
Drosophila erecta is the source of this 2494-nucleotide messenger RNA. RefSeq names its product tether containing UBX domain for GLUT4. The transcript is spliced from 2 exons. The coding region runs from base 321 to 1757 and encodes 478 amino acids. The record is from RefSeq and is a predicted model, not a curated record. NCBI's taxonomy places the organism in Eukaryota, Metazoa, Arthropoda, Insecta, Diptera, Drosophilidae. Gene Ontology annotation, molecular function: protein binding.